CUCGGUCGUCUUGAUGCUGCUUCACAGAGGCAGCUGGAUUUGUCCUGAGGUUAAAUUACUCACAGUACCGGGAAGCUACAGGAUCUACAUCAUAAUGGUCAGUUUGUCACUUUUAAUUUGCGGUUUGAUGGCUGGACUCACAGCAUUAUCCGCAGCAUCGCCCUCAUCUCUUAGGAUUUUGGAUCUGGUCUGCAACCAAACGGGCCUUAACAACUGCAAAAUUUCCAGCUGCUCAGAUAUGGACAAGGUUCCUCGAGUCAGUGCUAGUACCGGCCCAGAGUGGGAUUCGGUGCAAAUCAAGACAAGCAUGGACCAAGAUGGGCUUGUUCCUAUUAUGAAGGUGGUCUGGAGACUACAAGCUGAUGGGUCCAUUUUCAAAAUUCGUGGUUCAGAGAUAACGGUUAAAGAUGAACAUACAAACCAGAGUGUGUGCAUGCAGUUUCGUUACUCCGUUGGUGGUGUAGAAACUCCAGACGAAACAAGGUGGACCUUUUCCUUGGACGUUGUGGUAGAGCCUAAGCAUGCAUACAGCAUGGAAGUGUUUCAUUUGCCCGAACCUCAGAUGGGACAUUAUAGAAUCUCAUACCGAACAUCUGUACCUGGAUGUGAAGACCAGAGAAUCAAAAAGGCCCAACUGUGCCAGGAGAACGGCAGUCUAUGGGAUCCCAAGAUAACAGCUGAGCUCUUUGAGGGGAAAGAUUUGAUUCUUGUGAGGUUUAACUCCACGGAGUAUUCAGAGAAAUACAGAGUUUUCACCCAGUGUGGUAGUCUGAAUCCUUCGCAAUGGGUCUUUAAGGGAAACCGAACGCUUCUGAACGUGACGUUGGAGUGUGAUUUGUCUCAGCUGCCACAAUCUGAAAUCCUAAUAAUGAUCCAGCCAUUUUUCCUUCGCUGCAGAAAUAACUGUGAGACUGCCAAGAUGUCGCUUUCCUGCUGCCAAAAUAUUUCAACACCAAUUUUAAUUACAUGGAGCAUGUCUGUUAACAUCUGCGUGGGACUGCUGCUGAUACUUGGUGGUUUUCUUGCUUUUGCACUGCAGAAAGCAACUCGCAGAGGACCACCGAUCACGCCUACCUCUGCUGACAAGGAGCAACCGGAAGUUUUUCAAGUUCAAAAGAGAAAGCGCGUCCUCAUCAUUUACUCCCUUGACCAUCUGCUCUACAAGAACAUCGUCCUUAAGUUUUCUGCCUUCUUAGCAGCAAAGUGUGGCACCGACGUGGUCCUGGACCUGCUGGAUUCAACCAGACUGGGAGUACUGGGGAGCAUCCAGUGGCUGGAGUGGCACAAGGAGCAAAUCGAGAGCUCUUCAGACAAGAUUUUAAUCCUUUGCUCCCGAGGAGUACGGGCUAAAUGGAGAGCCAUGUGUGGAGGCAAACAGGUUUUUCUGAGGGAGGAUGCCCUCUCUCCGAUGGGCGACACGCUCACCCCGUCCCUCACUCUCCUCGUGCCUUCUUUCAUCCGGUCCGCGUCGUUUGAAAAGUACAUCGUGGCUUACUUUGAUGACGUUUGUUCCGACGAGGACAUUCCCUUGCCCUUCAAGAUUACAGUGCGCUACAAGCUGAUGAAACAGUUUGAGGAAGUCUUCUUCAGAAUCCUGAACACAGAGAAGCGCGAGCCGGGCCGAGUAAAGCAAAUCGAUGGACUCUCGGAGGAUAAGUACCACGAGUGCCCCUCGGGACGGGCCCUGAGGGACGCCAUAGAGGCUUUCCGUGAGUAUCAGCUGGAGCAUCCACACUGGUUCCAGGAGGAGCUGCUGGAACGUUCAGAGCUGGAGGAGGAGGCGGCUACUGAGGAAUAUGACGAGCAACAGAAAAUGACAAUUGCAGACCACUUAACGUAUUGUGUGCUUAAUUCAGUCCAAAUGAUCAGUGACAAGGAGAUCCGAGGUGUUGUCACGGUAAAUAAAACCAACUUUCAACCGGUUGAAACACGUCAAAUGUACUCAACCGUGGAGUUCUACCCUUGCACUGUAGAGAGCAAUCAGCUGCUUUAACAAGAUUACCUUAAAUUUUUUCCUCUCCAUCAUAUAAAUCUGUUGUUUUCACUGUCACAUGAUGCUUACAGUUAAGGCUAAACUUAUUUCUACCGUUGGCAGAUUUGGGUUUAAAGUCAUCUUUUGAUUUUACCAGCAUGCUUCUUUUGACAGGGAUUAUUAUCAAUGUUUUCAAAGUUUCCAAGCCAGAACCCCAACUUGAAUCUGACGGAGAAUCUGUGAAGGGAGCUACAUGUUAGGGUGAUGGUGACCUGGAGGUCUUCACUAAAGAUAUGUUUUUAAAAUAGCAGCGCAGGCUUCCAGUCUGUCUAACAAAGAAACGGUUUAUUUUGUUUGUACGGUUACAUAGAGGUUGUCUUAUGUUAAACUAUGAUUGUGGUUUGAGUUUAGUUUCUUCAUUUUACCUCUUUUACGGGCUCCAUGUUACUUGUUUGAGUUUACUAUUUUGUGGACAUAAAGCUCAUAAUGAAUGGGAUAAACUGAUAUCGUGUUAUAUCUUGCAAGGAAAAAAAAACUAAGGAUAAGAUUCCAAACUCUGUCAUUUGGCAAAGCACAGGGGUGGACUGCCACUUUCUGAAGGAUCAGUACAUAUCAGCCCAGUUAUGCAUCCUGUUUUGUUAUGUACCAGAUUACAACGUGAGAUGGAAGGAAAUAGAAGAAAACCAAGAUUAGGAGACAAAAGAUUAGUUAAAAGACUGACAGAAACUUGUCAACGU
This is a messenger RNA of Fundulus heteroclitus (mummichog), 2709 nucleotides long. RefSeq names its product interleukin-17 receptor A. Lineage: Eukaryota; Metazoa; Chordata; Actinopteri; Cyprinodontiformes; Fundulidae. The transcript has 12 exons. Gene Ontology annotation, molecular function: interleukin-17 receptor activity. Bases 14 to 1993 code for a protein of 659 amino acids. The record is from RefSeq and is a predicted model, not a curated record.